UUCUGACUCCAAAAGUCGGCUUAUAGUCCAAUUCGUUAUUUGGUUUAAAUGACGUACUUUUGAGAUGAUUGAAAAGUAUUCUUAAUGGUUGCUGCGACGACCCAGAGGAGAGAAUUCGCAGAGGUGGACGUAAGUUGUGUAAGUUUUCUAUCCUUUAAUCGCCCUCAAGCUGGUCGAAGGUCGUACGAUAGAAUUCAUUCGCAUAGUUUCGAAGUAACAGCUUACACAUUGGAGUGCGAAAGAGCUGCAGACGAUGGAAAAGCAAUCGGAAAAUGUAUUUACCUGGAUUAUUACAUCGUUUAGUAUGUGCCACCAGCCAAACAAACAAUUUCUACGGAGCCCAGAGUUUACUUCUAAUUAUUUACCCGAUAUGAACUGGCAAAUUUUGUUACUUCCGAGAGGGAAUAGUGAUGAAAACUACAUAGCUGUGUACCUCAGAAGAACUGAUGGUAUUCCAGAAUUGUGUAAUAUAAAUUACACAAUGCAAGGACUGGAUGUGAAUGGAAAGUCAGUUUUUUAUUCUAACGUUUGUACUAGAGAAUUUGAAGGUGAAUCUACUUGGGGAUGUCCAAUGAUGUGCAAAAGGGAUUCUCUUUUUAUGUCACUCAAAAAUGAUAUUCUAAUUAUAGAAUUGACUUUGAGUCCUAGUGAUCAAGAAUUACUGCCUACUCUUUCUUACAAAAAUGGACUGUUUGCAGAUGUCGUGUUGCGCGCAAAUGGUGCAGAAUUCAAAGUACAUAAAGCUGUUUUGUUGGCGAGAUGGCCCAAACUUGUAGAAAAACUAGACACAGAAGGGACUUGUGAACAAGUUUUCGAUAUGGGAUCGAACGUACUGGAGGCAAUACUGAAAUAUGUUUACACCGGGAAACUAGACUGUAAUGAAUCUGAUUCGUUAGCCGAACUGUAUACUGCUUGUGAAAAAUGCGAACUCCCCAUUUUGCAAAUUUGUUUACCUGUUGUGACACAAAAAGCACGAACUUCUAUUAAUGUACAGAAAAUAUCAUUUGAGUGGCCAAUAAAGAAUUUCUCAAGCCUGCCACUUAAUACAGUGUUACACUGCCAUUCAUUCAAUGUCGAUAUUUUGAAGUCUUGUAAGUGGAAUUUAAGUCUUCACAUAUAUGAAGAUGAAAUGUACGGUUGCAGAGCCUUUGAUAUUUUCUUAUGCAAGAUGAAUGAUCCUGAAAGUAAUCCGAUUUUCGUGAGAAGCAAUAUAUUCAAUGGUUUUAGUUCUUUUGAAAAUGAGCACUUGUUCGGAAUAGAGAAAAACUGGAAGUGUGGGAACUUUUCACGGGUUGCUGUGGAUCCUGACGGCGUAUUGAGACUUAAGUUCGAAUUUAGGUUUUCUGAUUGCAGCAGUGUUUCUGAAAUAAGGGAAUCUUCUUAUGCCUACGUACCAUCUAUUAAUUGCCAUUCCAUAAACAAUGACUUCAGAAAUCUUUACAAUUCUGGUAUGUUAUCGGAUAUCAAUAUUAUCGUCGGUUCCGAAACAUUCCCCGCGCAUAAAUUUGUUUUAUGCGCCCGAUCUCCGGUAUUUUCCAGAAUGUUCCAAACUGACAUGAUCGAAUUGGACAAAAAUGACGUUAAAAUUUCAGAUAUUGAACCUCAGAUAAUGGAUAAAUUACUUCUGUUCAUGUACACAGGCAGUUUUGAAACAUCUUUGGGUGAAGCAGCUGAACAGCUGUACGUGGUAGCUGAUAAAUAUGAUGUUCCUGCAUUGAAGAAAAGGUGCUCAUCUUUUCUGAAAUCGAAUCUGAAUGCUAAAAAUGUGUGCAGAAUAUUAGAGUUAGCCAAUAUGCAUUCCGAUGAUGAUUUGUACAAGAGUGUGUUUAGAUAUUCAUUUGAGCAUGCAGAGGAAAUUUUCUCUACUGAUGAAUGGGAAGCUAUCGCAAAAGGUAACUUAUACGUGAAAUUUCUGCAGGAAAUGUUUCUCGAGGAGAGACUCACAAAGACAUAUUAUCAAAUGGCUGAAUUAGUGGAUAGAUACCCCGUAAUUAAUAAACCAAUAAGAAUAGCAAUAUGGAAUGCCAAUGGUCUCCUUAGAAGAUUGGAUGAACUGCGAGAAUUUUUGAGGAAUCAUGAUAUAGACAUUGCCAUAAUUACAGAGACACAUGCCUCCAAAAAUCGUCAAUUCAGUAUUCCAAACUACUGUUCUUACGGAUGUGAACGUGUGAACUCUCGUGGUGGAGGUGUCAUGCUAUAUGUAAAACAAGAUUACGAAUCACAUCUCAUCAAACAAAGCCGCGAAUACGGCUGCGAACUUGUUACUGCCAGUGUUGUCUUGCCGAUAUACGGGAAGAUUAACUUUAGUGCAUUCUAUAAUCCUCCAAAAAAUACACUCAGCGACGAAAUUCUAAAUUCAAUCCUCCCUUCAGAGACUCCUACUAUUGUGGCUGGUGACUUCAAUGCAAAACACAAGUCUUGGAAAUGUCGAAAGAGUAAUAAAAAUGGGAGAGUGUUACAUACCUACAUAAUCGAGAGGAAUCGGAUUAAGAUUCAUGCUCCCAAUGAAUAUAUUUACAGAUCGCGCAGGAAUGAAUUCUCAGAUAUCCUCGAUAUAUCACUCUCUAACACUGAAAUUCCCAUCACUCUGAACGUCAAGAAUGAACUUAGCUCGGACCACCUUCCAAUAGACGCGGACGAGGACGGUCGCUCGCUUUGCGAGCUCCCGCCGACACAGCCUUCAUCCAUGGAAUUUUGUGAUUCUUCGCAAACAAAUGCUUUACCUUUGGAUACUCCAAACGUGCAAUCAUGUACAGAGAGCAAUCCAUCUGAUGAUAAUACCCAAGACGACCGAUCUAAUCUUAUCACUGAAUUUUACGGACUCAAAACUCAGUUUGAAGCCAUUCAACAGCAGAAAAUGUUCCUAAAACGAACUGGAGCCCCCCUGGAUACUUCUGGAUACCAACAACUAGACCUAGCGGGUAAGACACUCUUUAAUAAGAUCAACGACAUUGCAAACCGACUUAAUGUACAGAUAUUCCAACUCCCUGCCACCUUACAAGAAUUUCAGCAACUAUUAGAAAACGAGAAAAUUGCCAAAAUGGCCGCCGAAAAAGAAGCUCUUCUCCGCAAGGAGAAACUCAAGGACAAUUUGAAACCUGUUUCUCGCACGCAUAGCGUAAAGAAGCAAGCAGAUAGACCAGUUUCGACUCCCUCGGCUCAAGAUACCAUUACUGCCUCCAGCAGAAAAAGAAAGACUGCGAGCGUAGAUUCGGAGGGCUUUAUUACCCCCGCAUCACGCAAACAGGGAAAAACUCCAGAAAUCAUUACAAUUGAUGAUAGUAACCCCACUGAAUUUCAGUGUGCACAAAGCUAUUUAUGGGCGAGAUGGCCUGAAAUGGCAAAAAAACUCGAAGCCAAAAAUUCUGAGAUACAUUUGGAUGUCGAGCCAAAUAUGCUGGAAACUAUCAUCAAGUAUAUUUACACUGGAGAAAUGGAUUUCAACAAACAUGAGUCUUUAGAUAUUUACGCUGCUGCGGUAAAAUGUGAAAUUUCUAGUCUGAGUUCUUUACCUAUUGUGGCAAUGACAGCGCGAACCCAUAUUAAUGUAAAGAAAAUAUCAUUUGAGUGGCCAAUAGGAAAACUUUCCCGUUUGCCUGUUCAUACAGAGCUGCAAAGUCAUGUAUUCGCUGCUCAUGGUACGAGUGAGUGGAGUUUAAUUUUUAACAUUCGUAUGGAUGCAAAGACUGGUAAACUGUUCAAGAUCUCCCUUUGUCGCAAAAAUUGUUUAUUUUCAAUGAAACCUGUUUUCGUUAGAACUAAAAUAUCCUUGGAUAAGUUCUCUAAAACAUAUCUUGCUGAAGGCGAACACAUGUUCAAGUCGUUUGAAAAUUGGGUAUGUGCUGAGUUUCCAGGGGGAAUGGAUUCUGAAGAACUGGAAGAUGUGCUACUACUUAAAUGCGAAUUUAAGUUUGCCGAUUGGAAAUAUUCUACUCAUGUUGAGGAAAUCGAACAUGCUUUUGUAUCCCCUAUAAUAAACCAUUUCAGGGCUGAUCUUCGAAAUCUUUAUAAAGGCGGAAAGGUAUCAGAUAUCGACAUAGCAGUCGGUUCGAGAAUAUUUCCCGCUCAUAAAUUUAUUCUAUGCGCACGAUCUUCUGUAUUUUUUAGAAUUUUUGAAGCCAAAAGGAAAAAGUGGAAAAGUAGCAUCUUUACAAUAUCCGAUGUAGACCCCGAAGUUAUGGAUGAAAUGCUUUUGUUUAUGUAUUCUGGAAAUUUAGAGAAGCCACUGGAAGAAACAGCUAUGAAACUGUACGCAGCCGCUGAUAAGUAUGAUGUCGUUGCCCUGAAGCAAAAAUGUUUGUUCUUUUUAAAAUCGAAUACUACAGUCCAAAAUGUCUGCAGCGUCCUCCAGUUAUCGCAUAUGUAUAACGAUGACGAGUGGCAUAAGGCUGCAUUAGAAUUUUUUGCUGCCCAUGUUGCGGAAGUGUUAUCGACCGAUGAAUGGAAAAAAAUCCCCAAAGAUAACUUUUGGUUUAAAAUUUUGGAAAAUGUCAUUGUUAAGAAUAUUCCUACAGAAAAAGCUGUACCCGAUGUUGAUAGAAAAGUGAAGCAGUCAUAGAAAUCUUAAGAACAAUAUUUUUAAGCUGAACUUCUACCAAUAUGUUGAAUUAAGACUGCAGUACUUUGCUGAAUUCUGAAUGCUCUGGUUCAUAUCAAUAAAAAUUUAAUCUUUCGCCUUGUAAGCAUAGAAAAUAAUGAAAAAGUUAACUUAUCUUCGUGAAAUACUGUUUCGAUGUAAAAGAGAAAACGUAUUUCGCAGUUAAGAUUCAAAGUAUCUAUAAAUAUUACAAACAAGUAAGUUAAAUUACAAUCCUGAAAUUUUGUUUAAUUAGUAUGUUAAUAGCAUUUUAAGAUGUGACGUUUUGGACAACAUCUAAAAUUAUCAUAUUCUAUCAGUGCUCGGUGCAUUUUGUUUCUAUUUUGUUACAGUGAUUCUUUUUUGCCGAAAUAUGAUUUAUUUCGAGAUUAUUUAAUUGAAUUGUUGUUGUAAAUUUCCCAGCCAAAGAUACUUGAGUGCGUAAACAAACAUUUAUAAUUUUCAUUUUUUCUCCAAUAUAAUUUAUUUCUUUUAAGUUUGUACGUGUUCCUGGUUGCAUUUUAAUAUUACUUUAAUUUUGCCAAUUGAUGAAGACAGACUGAUGAUGCCUUGUUAAAGUCUUUUAAACAGAAAGGUGUUUAUGAGCUCUGUCAAUUCAAUUUUCCAUAGAGAACUCAUGAUUAAGAACCAAUCUUAAAAAUUUAUAUACUUUAUGAAUCCUUGCAUCAAUUUCUCUUGAUUUUAGUAACAAGGAACAGUGCUUUUUACCUUGUGUUGGUCACGGAAGUUUUAUUGACUCUUUGUUCCCAAAAUUCUUUUCUUUCGUCUUGUUUUCUAUGUUCAUCUAGUUAUUACUUACUAAAGUUAAUGUACCAAUCAUAAAGAUCCUGACACUGAGAAAAUUAUUAUAACUUGAAAUAAACAGAGAUGAAAGUCAAUGCAUAUAACGAAUUAUUCCGCUUUCGUUUAAAAUUUCUAAAUUACUAAAUUGAGCAAUCAUGAGAACAAUCAAGUCUAAAUUUAAUCUAAGAAACUUAAUUAUUUAAAAAAUUUGAAGUUUACAAUUUCAAGCAUAAAAUACUUUUAUGCAAUUUUUUUUGGCUCAAAAUUAUACACCUUUUUUAGGCAAAUUUGUAAAAAGUCUCUUUUUUGCUCAUGCUCUUUUUUUAUAGUUGCCUUUUCUUCACGAUCACGUAUUUGUGCUAACUAUUCUUUUAUUGUAAUUUAAUAAUCGUUGAUCCGUUAUGAUUCAAUUAUGAAUAAUUAUGUUGUUGUUGUGAAUUGUCUCACUUGUCUGAUAAUUACAUCAGAAAAAGCCAUCGUGGCUAGGAGUUCAAGACUGUGCCUGUCGUUGGCAAGACCUUUGAGCACACAGGUGACAGUACGACUUUUCUCAGUUCCGCUCCCAAUUUUAAUGGAAAGAACUCUGGGGGGGGGAUGGGUCCGAAGGUCUCCCACCCCUCUUCCCCCACCACCAACCUCUGAAGAAGACUUUCAGCUCGCCGAAUAUUUACAGUGCCCCUAUGGUGCACAGACACUAUACAUUUACAAAUAUGUAUGCCUUCUCCGGGAUUCAAACCCGCGCCUAUCGGUACGGCAUUGAACGUCGUUACCCACUAUCCCAAUUGGGUGGUACGAAUAAUUAUUUUAAGAUGCAGUAAUAAAAUGUCAGGAAAAAGCGUUUCUGAGUAGAGAUUCAAAUAAUUUUUUUCUUACGUUAAAGGUAAAUAUCCUUUCAGCUAAAAAGACAGCCAACACAUUUUGAAAAGCAUUCAAAUUUGGAGCCAUUAUAUUCGUCUGGCAUAUGUAUAUAUAAACUGUGCUCUUAUGAUGCCCAUUGGUGUCUGAUAUUUUGAUAUUUAAUUGUUAAAUCAAAAGGUAGCUGUUGUAAAGAAGUUAAUUGGUAACCGGUGAAACACUAGUAACAGCAUUGUUCUUCUUGUACUGCAAAAUGAAAUACGCACUUUUCACUGAAAGUGCCCAGAAUUACAGUUGCACAAUGAGAGAAAACAUUUUUUAAUCUACAUGUUUGUGAAUUUAUGUUGAAUUACUUUUAGAAAAUGUGUAAAUUAUUGUGCUUACUUAUUUAAAGUUCUUAAAUUUUUAAUCCUUUAUCUUUUAUCUUUUUGUUAAUUUCGAAUUUUAUGUUCUGGGGUGUCUUUUAGCUUACAUAAAAAUGGGUUUGUAUACUGCAUGUUCAAAAUUUUAUAUUUUAUUUUCAUUACCAUAUAAAAAGGAAUUCAAAGAAUGAA
Messenger RNA from Stegodyphus dumicola, 6789 nucleotides. RefSeq names its product speckle-type POZ protein-like. Lineage: Eukaryota; Metazoa; Arthropoda; Arachnida; Araneae; Eresidae. Gene Ontology annotation, molecular function: protein binding. The record is from RefSeq and is a predicted model, not a curated record.